AUGGCCCUCGGCGAAAAAUCCUCCUCUGCCGAAACAACACCCACAGCAAGCACCCGACAUAUCAAAACAAAAUCAGCAGAGGUAGACCUCGAAAAUGGCAUCAGUGAGCCGGACACCCGAGAUCAAGACGAAGCCUCAAGGGACCCCAACAUCGUCGACUGGGAUGGCCCAGAUGAUCCAGAAAACCCCCUCAACUGGACAUCGAAAAAGAAGUUCGGCGCCACAGUGUCUAUUGCGUUGAUUACCCUUCUCACGCCCCUGGGAUCAUCAAUGUUCGCCCCCGGCGUACCAAAACUGGUGCAAGACUUCACCGUGACAAGCACCGAGUUGUCAUCGUUCGUCGUAUCUGUGUAUUUGGUGGGAUACUGUUUCGGCCCAUUGCUCAUUGCGCCUCUUUCGGAGAUGUACGGCCGGCAAUACCUUUACCAUGUCUGCAAUGUCCUCUAUGUGGUUUGGACUGUUUGCUGUGCCGUUGCCCCUGAGAUAGGCAGUCUGAUUGUGUUCCGGUUCCUGGCUGGAUUCGCCGGAAGUUGUCCACUGACUAUCGGUGCCGGCUCGAUAGCCGAUAUGUAUGUACAGGAAAAGAGGGGAGGCGCAAUGGCAGUUUGGGCGAUUGGUCCUUUGAUAGGACCCGUCAUUGGCCCGAUUGCCGGUGCAUAUAUCACACAGGCAAAGGGCUGGAGAUGGACCUUUUACAUCCUGGCAAUGGCUAGCGGUGCUGUCGCCGUCAGUUCCUUAUUCACUAUCAGUGAAUCGUAUGCCCCAACCCUUCUUGGGCGAAAAGCGAAGAAACUUCGUCAAGAGACUGGGAACCCGAAGCUGCGCUCAGCGCUCGAAACCACUCUCACGAGAAAAGAACUGUUUCUUUUAUCCAUCAUCCGACCGGCUAAGAUGCUUUUCCUUUCUCCAAUCGUCUUCCUCCUCUCUCUUUACGUUGGCUUGGUUUACGGAUACCUAUACCUUGUGUUCACGACCAUUACUUCCGUUUUCGCGAAUACCUACGGGUUCAGCCAAGGGAGCGUGGGAUUGUCUUAUCUUGGUAUUGGCAUAGGCUCUAUAAUCGGGUUGAUAGUCCUAGGUGGAACCUCCGACAAACUACUGAUCUAUCUGUCCACCAAAAACGGCGGAGAGAAGAAGCCCGAGUAUCGGCUUCCGCUCCUGAUCCCAGGAUCAUUGUUCGUUCCAGCUUCGCUAUUCAUAUAUGGCUGGACAGCGUUCUACCAUACUCAUUGGAUUGUACCCAUCAUAGGCACUUCGUUUCUUGGUGUGGGAAUGUUGAUCACCUUCAUGACUAUCACCACAUACUUGGUAGAUGUGUUUACAGUUUAUGCCGCCUCUGCCAUGGCCGCAAACACGGUCUUUCGAUCCCUUGCCGGCGCGCUGCUUCCACUUGCCGGUCCUAAAAUGUAUGCUGCCCUUGGGUUGGGUUGGGGUAACUCGCUGCUUGGUUUCAUUGCAUUGGCAUUCUGUGUAUUACCCAUUAUAUUCUGGGUGUACGGGGAACGUAUUCGAACUAAUCCCCGAUUCCAAGUUCAGCUUUGA
This is a messenger RNA of Penicillium salamii, 1542 nucleotides long. The record is from the annotation of a GenBank genome assembly. Lineage: Eukaryota; Fungi; Ascomycota; Eurotiomycetes; Eurotiales; Aspergillaceae.